Cornus florida is the source of this 1478-nucleotide messenger RNA. RefSeq names its product beta-glucosidase 12-like. The coding region runs from base 3 to 1337 and encodes 444 amino acids. The transcript has 11 exons. NCBI's taxonomy places the organism in Eukaryota, Viridiplantae, Streptophyta, Magnoliopsida, Cornales, Cornaceae. The record is from RefSeq and is a predicted model, not a curated record. Gene Ontology annotation, biological process: carbohydrate metabolic process. Gene Ontology annotation, molecular function: beta-glucosidase activity.
AGAUGAUAAAAGACGGUAGUAAUGGAGAUGUUGCCAUUGACUCUUAUCACCUUUACCCGAAUGAUUCAUCCAUGAUGAGAACAAUGGGGGUGGACGCUUAUAGGUUUUCGAUCUCAUGGUCAAGGAUAUUACCAAGUGGAAAUCUGGCUGGGGGUUUGAAUGAGGAAGGAAUUCAAUACUACAACAAUUUUAUAGACGACCUCAUAGCCAAGGGUAUACAACCCUACGCGACUUUAUUCCACUGGGACGUUCCACAAGCCUUAGAAGAUGCAUAUGACGGUUUCGUAAGUCCUCAAAUUGUGGAUGAUUUUCGUGACUUUGCCGACGUCUGCUUUUGGAAAUUUGGUGAUCGUGUGAAGAAUUGGAUCACACUAAAUGAGCCAUGGAGUUUUAGCUCUACUGGGUAUGGACAUGGUACAUACGCACCAGGUCGAUGUUCUCCAUGGCAAAAUUGUACCAGAUCGGGGGAUUCAAGCACAGAACCAUAUUUGGUGUCACACCACCAACUUCUUGCUCAUUUAGCUGCAGUAGAGUUAUACAGGAAAAAUUAUCAGGCAUGUCAAGAGGGCAUAAUUGGAAUUACGCUUCUGGGGAUAUGGUAUGAACCUUUGAACGCGAGUUCAAGGCAGGACAUUGAUGCUCAAAAACGAGCCAUCGAUUUUGUGUAUGGAUGGUUUAUGGACCCACUCACAAAUGGUGACUAUCCACGUAACAUGCGUGAUCUUGUUGGCAAUAGGCUGCCGAAUUUCACAACAGAUGAAUCGACAAGGCUAAUCGGAUCAUUUGAUUUUUUGGGGUUAAAUUAUUAUACAGCCGGUUACGCAACUUAUGAUGAUAAUGAUACCCGUCCUGAUAGUUACGUUUAUGAUUCUAAAGUCAUUACAACAUAUGUGCGUGAUGGGAUCCCCAUUGGUGAAAAUGCUUCGAGUUGGCUAUAUAUUUAUCCGCUAGGGUUUCGGAAUCUUUUGAACUACACGAAAAUGACAUACAACAUUUCGCUUAUAUACAUAACUGAGAAUGGGGUUAAUGAUGAUGAAAAUGCUGAUAGUCCGCAAAUUAUCAACGAUACUCGCAGAGUAAAGUACUUGAAAGACCAUCUUUGUUGCCUUCAAAAAUCCAUAUUUGAGGAUGAUGUCAAUGUAAAGGGAUAUUUCGUAUGGUCGAUGAUGGACAAUUUUGAAUGGGUUGAUGGUUACACUACUCGAUUUGGCAUCAACUAUGUUGAUUAUGACAAUAAUUUGACUCGAACCCCAAAGAGUUCAGCGAUAUGGCUACAAGGGUUUCUCAAUGGAUCUACACAAAGCUCCACCAGCCUAAAAUUAAUUGCUGAUCAAUAAAUAAGAGGAAGAUAUAUAUAUAAUUCUUCUCUAUAUUUUCUAAAUAAAAUCUGUGUCGUUUAUCUUUGAACACAGAAUUGGAGUGUGUGAACUAGUGAACCAGCAUUACCUUCGGAAAGUUUGCUAAAUAAUCCAUUUGUC